Messenger RNA from Chironomus riparius, 800 nucleotides. NCBI's taxonomy places the organism in Eukaryota, Metazoa, Arthropoda, Insecta, Diptera, Chironomidae. The record is from the annotation of a GenBank genome assembly.
AAUCGAUAUCAUUCAUUCAUCUCAACUUCAUCAUUAAACAUUCAAUCCAACAAUUAAUUAAAAUGGCAUUCAAGUUCGUUGUUUUGUGCUCAGUCUUGGCUGUUGCCAGCGCUGGAAUCAUCGCUGAACCAUCAUAUUCUUCAUACUCAGCACCAGCUCAUUCAUCAUCAUUCACAAAGACUCUUUCUUACACCGAACCAAAGGCUGCUUAUGUUGCUUCACCAGCUGUAGCUACAUACUCAUCAUAUGAUCCCCAUCAUUAUCAACCAACUCAUUCCGUCAUUGCCACACCCCACUACGAACAUGGACAAUCAGAACAAAGCAUUGUAAGAUCAGCUCAUGGAACAGUCAGCCAAAUUUCAAAGUCAGUUGAUACACCAACAUCUUCAGUCCGUAAAUACGUAAACACAAAGACCAAUGAUGGAUACAAGACAGUCUCAUAUGCUCCAGCUUAUGUUCAACAGCCAGCUACUUAUGUCCAUCAACCAGCUACCACAUACGUAAGCCAACCAGCUACUACAUACGUUCAAGCUCCAGUCCAAAAGACAUACAUCAGCCAACCAACAACUUAUGUCCAACAACCAGCUAUCCAAAAGACUUACAUCAACCAACCAGCUACAUAUGUCCAACAACCAGCUACAACAUACAUUCAACAAGCUCCAGUCCAAAAGACAUACGUCAGUCAACCAGCUGUAUAUGCUCAAUCCGCUCCAGUUGUUGCUACAAAGGUUCACUAUAGCCCAGCUGUUGAAGUAGCCCAUUUCAGCUACGAAUCACCAAUUUCCCACUAUGCCUGGUAA